Messenger RNA from Phycomyces blakesleeanus NRRL 1555(-), 861 nucleotides. RefSeq lists its product as hypothetical. The record is from RefSeq and is a predicted model, not a curated record. Lineage: Eukaryota; Fungi; Mucoromycota; Mucoromycetes; Mucorales; Phycomycetaceae. The transcript has 3 exons. Gene Ontology annotation, molecular function: catalytic activity. The coding region runs from base 1 to 861 and encodes 286 amino acids.
AUGCUUAACCAUGAUAGAUUUCUUCAGGCCCUCCAGUUCUUGCACUCUCAUGUUGCUAUCCCAGUUGGUCACUUCUUUUGUGAGGAAGGGUGGAUCAGUGAAGAUGAAAUACUCACACGCACCACUCUUACCAAUGCCACUGGUGGGUCUUCGUUCAAAUCUGGCACCUAUAGGAGCUCUAUGGGUGUUUCUGUUCUCCUCCCACCUCACUGUCCUUAUUCUGUCACUCAAAUACCUAUGCCUUUAAAAUAUGUUUUGGCUGUCAAAAUUGGCUCACUCAGAAUUGUAUGCUUAUAUCUUCCACCAAAUAUGCCUACUCACAAUGUCCUACAUGUACUUUCUUCCAUUCCUUUAACACAUGAUACCAUUCUUUGUGGUGACUUCAAUGCAAGAUUUGGCUCUGUUACUGAAGAGAGAUCUCUAUCAGUUGUAAAUGCAGAUCUUGCACCUUGCAUACCAACAUAUACUUCUUUCCACAACAACUAUGAAAUCAGCAGUAUGAUUGACCUCUUUAUAACUAAUAUACCACUCAUCAAUCCUUCUCUUCAUAUUGCUACUGACUUGUCCCUUGGAUCAGAUCAUUGCCUUUUAUCACUUUCCUUUACCUAUGACCUACAGCACUCUACCAAUAUGCUAUCACUAUUACACAAGACAUGGAACCUCUCACGCCUCACUGAACCUGAUGUCCAUGCUCUUUAUGCUCAUAUCUUCAAUCAAAACUCAACCUCUCUACUUUCCACAUUGCAAGACAUUGUACAGAAUCCGCCACUCACUAGACCCAACAUUGAUGCUAUCACUGAUGAGUUCAUUUCACUCAUUUAUAACUCACUAAAUAGCUCAAUUGGACAUCGGCCCUCUUGA